Messenger RNA from Hydra vulgaris (swiftwater hydra), 591 nucleotides. RefSeq lists its product as uncharacterized. The record is from RefSeq and is a predicted model, not a curated record. NCBI's taxonomy places the organism in Eukaryota, Metazoa, Cnidaria, Hydrozoa, Anthoathecata, Hydridae. Gene Ontology annotation, molecular function: nucleic acid binding; zinc ion binding; aspartic-type endopeptidase activity. Gene Ontology annotation, biological process: proteolysis.
AUGAGUACCCUGAAACAAUUCGCAAGAAAAUGUCCAACAGAACCUCUAACAGCAGAACAACAUAUUAGUUUACUAAUUUGCGACGCUUUUGUUGCUGGAAUUUACUCACCUUCUAUUCGACAACGACUCCUUGAAGCUACAGAAGACAAUCUUGAGGCACCCUAUAAAACAGCGCUAACAAUGGAAUUAGCCACCAAAGAUGCUUUUAAUUUGACACUAACCACGACAGCUAAUACUACAACUUUUGCCGCAAGUCGUAACCUUACUAAAUCUCAUUGUUACUGGUGCGGUAAUGAUCCACAUCUAAAAACUAAAUGCCCAGCACGAAAUUCCACCUGUAAACAUUGUCAAAGAAGAAGCCACUGGGAAACUGUCUGCCUCUCAAAGAAACAAAGUAAGACCUACACUAAAGCAGCAGUUGUUAAGGAAUAUCAGGAAGAAAACGAUAAUGCACUAGUAUCUACGGUCAUAGCAGCAAUCAACUCACCUGAUAGACUAAUUAAUGUCACCAUUAACAAAAAUAUAACACAGGCACUGAUAGAUACUGGCUCCAAUAAAACGUUUAUUACAUCAGAACUUCUUCAACAUUAG